Molecule: messenger RNA, 588 nt
Organism: Symbiodinium sp. CCMP2592
Lineage: Eukaryota; Dinophyceae; Suessiales; Symbiodiniaceae
Source: the annotation of a GenBank genome assembly
AUGACUAAGCGGAGGCAGCUGCUCGACGUCAUGAGUGCGGAGAACGUGCUGGCGUUGGACGACGAGGACUCGGAGCUUGGAACUGGAGACGAGCUUGACAUUCACUCUGGUGCUGGGAUUGGCUUGCGCACGGUUUGCUGCACUAGGCAUGCCGCGAACAAAGUUGCAGCCUUGCUGCACGCUGCUCAGCUCGAGGUAGCAGAGGAAGACUUCGACUACUAUCGAAAGUCGGUCACCAGCAUCGUCAGCGACCAAGGCCGGCGCAGCAAGGAGAUGACCAGGGCAGAGUUCCAGAUCGGCGACGCUGCGAAUGUGGAUAGCAGCAAGUUGAAAGAUGCCUUCAACCGGAAGGGAGUGCCUGCAUCAUCUUCCAGCGACCGCAUGGCCAGUGCAAACGACACUGACGGAAUCUUUAUCGACGGCGUGCCGGCGAUUGCGAUCGCGGAGGCAGAGGCGGCGGAGGCGGCAGAGGCAGCUGGGCUGGGAUCUGCCUGGGGGAUAUGUUUGGGCGGGGCCCGGGCAUAUGUUGACGACAGAUUUGCCAGAUCCGAGUGUUCGACUGCCCGAGUGUGUCCGUUUUGUCCGUAG